Sphaerodactylus townsendi is the source of this 1937-nucleotide messenger RNA. RefSeq names its product interferon regulatory factor 9 (gene IRF9). Lineage: Eukaryota; Metazoa; Chordata; Lepidosauria; Squamata; Sphaerodactylidae. Gene Ontology annotation, biological process: immune system process; regulation of transcription by RNA polymerase II. Gene Ontology annotation, molecular function: RNA polymerase II cis-regulatory region sequence-specific DNA binding; DNA-binding transcription factor activity, RNA polymerase II-specific; protein binding. Gene Ontology annotation, cellular component: nucleus. The transcript has 9 exons. Bases 22 to 1347 code for a protein of 441 amino acids. The record is from RefSeq and is a predicted model, not a curated record.
AGGCAGGGAAAGCAAGAAGAAAUGGGGGUGGCCGAGGGGAGGGUUGCGAGUUGCAACCAACAGCCCCGCCCCGGCGCCGCGGGCCAUUGCAAGCGACAGCAGCUGGACAGCAGCAGUAGCAGCAGCAGCUGGCAUCUCUUCUUUACUGAAGUUGCUCUUUUUAACCACCCGUCAAGGAUGGCGACUCCUGGGCGGGGCGUACGGGCAACCCGGAAGCUGCGGCAGUGGACAGUGGAACAAGUGGAGAGCGGGAAAUACCGCGGGCUAGUGUGGGACGACCCUCCGAAGAAGACGAUGUUCCGCAUCCCCUGGAAACAUGCCGGGAAACAGGAGUUUCACCAUGAAGAGGACGCUGCCUUCUUCAAGGCGUGGGCCAUCUUUAAAGGAAAGUACCGCCCAGGAGAACGCUUCGAUCCCGCUGCCGGCAAGACCCGUAUCCGCUGUGCCUUGUUCAAGAGCCCUGAGUUCGAGGAGGUGCCGUCGCGCUCCAAGCUGGAUAUCACGGAACCCUACAAGGUGUAUCGUCUGGUCCCACCCUCUGAGCAGCCUAUCGUGAACACAUCAAAGAAGUCCAAGAAGAUGAAGUCAGAAUGCUCCAGGGGGACCUCAGCAGAGAGGGCAGGAAGCCCUCCCCCUCCACCCAAGGAUGGGCGUGCCACGUCAGAGGCCACGGCCAGUCUGUCUCUGAAUGCAACAGCUACUUUAACUUUCCACAAAGAGGAGUUCAGCCCUCAGUCCGAUGAAACAGCUCCUGACAUGACGGAGAUCGCCCUCCACUUGGAGGCCGAAAUUGUGCCGGCAGAGAUUCCUCUGGUGAUGAGCAUAGGGGAGUUCUCCGUUCAGCUCUCCAUCCUCUACAGCGGCGUGCUGAUCCAGAGGUUCUUUCUCCCGGAGGGCGACUUUCGGAUCACGUCUGCCGCUCCGCCAUCAGAAGGGCCACGUCACAGGAUGCGUUGUGUGAUGCUGCCCCCUCCAGAACGCCUGGAGGACUCCCAGAAGCAAAGGGACACCCAGCAGCUGCUGAAGGAUCUCGAAAAAGGAGUGAUGGUUGACAGUAACCGGGAAGGGAUAUUUAUCCAGUGCCAGAGAAGGUGUAAAGCGAACAUCAGUUGGAAGGGCUUCACAAAAUCCCUGGCCGUUGGGAAACUGAAUAGUGACACUUUCCUUCAAGUGUUUAGCACCAAAGCAUUUCAGGCAGCUUGGGACCAGCACAAACUUGGAUUUGCUCCCAUACCUGAACACCAAGUUACGCUAUGUGUAGGAGAAGAACUGGAGGGAAAUGACAGUUUGAAUAAUAAGCUCAUCAUAAUUCAGAUGGCGCAGAAUUUUGCUGCUCGAAUGACUUAGGUAAAAAGAGAUGCGUGACCUGGAACCCUUUUCGUUACCUAUGGCAGCUUCUGGUUACUGCUUUUCCUUGGCGAAUAUGUCAUUGGACCACAAAGCUUAUGUCUGGAUCUUUGAAUAUGCAGUAGCACUUUGUAGGUUUAACAGCCUAUUCUCCUCUCAGUAUGCAACUUCUUGAAUUUCCAAGGGCAUAGCCCUUCUAUUUCUUAUAGUAUAAGCCUGGACUUUCUACACUUGCUUUAAGUCUGGCAAAGCUAGCAUUGUCUGUAAAAUUGUUCUUCCUGUGUAUAAACUCAUGAAACACUAGAACUAAGAAGCAGCGGCUUCUAGAUUGAGACAAAUUCCAGUUACAUUUUAAGACUGAGGAUUUUCCUUUCUGAAUCCUAGUAGCAGCAGAAGCAAAUUCUAUAAUUUGCGCCCACCUUCCAUGUCUGCUAGAACCCCACUAUGUUCUCUUUGCACUUUAUUUGAAAGUACAACAUCCCCAGUCAACAGAGUAGUCUUCAAGUAGCAACAAUAAAAGCUGAAUAGAUAUAAGUGCCCAGAGUCUGCCUCGUGUGUUGUUUUGAAUUAAAGUUACGAAUGUGGAUGAA